AGGGCUGAGAUUCUGGCUCCGCCUUUCCUCAGGUGGGCCAGUCCCCAUUCUCGCUCUACUUCCCCUCUCUCUGGACCAUACCCAAACCACCCCCGCCACCCCUCUCCCGGGCCUCAUCUCACUCUCACCCGCGAGGUGCCCCGGCGCCGCAGGGCAGUGGCGGCCUGCAGGUGUGCAGCGCAGGUGAGGGGCUGGGACCACGUCGCCGCCCGCUCGCGGAGCUCGGGGCUAAGUGGCUCACCUGAGUGGAACUCGCCCCAGGCAGACAGUCGAAAACUGGCUGCUCGGAGCCCUGCCCCAGCUGGGCCCCUAGCAGGAACCCUCGCCCGAGCCAUGACGGGCUGGCCUCUUCUCUGCGCCCUGCUGCUGCCGCUGGCUUCGAAGUUGGAUGGCGUUGGAGGGAAUACCACUUCCAUAGCUACUACGAAGACUUCCAAUAUCAUCUUCUCCAGUACACCCCAAUCCACCAUCACCUCAUCCAAUGAAAGCUCCCACCCCACUUCCUCCACCCCCUCCCCCAAAACUUCCCACAGUGGUACCCCCUCCUCUACUGGCAGCUCCAACAGUGUCAGUACCUCCCACAGUGUUAUCCCCCCCACCAACAUCCCCUCCACCCCCUUCCAUAGUGUCACUCCCUUCCGCAGUGACUCUACCUACCAUACCUCCCAUACCAGUUACCCCACCCCCUCCCACAGUGGCUCCCCUUCCUCCACCACCUCCCACAGCCACUCUACCUCUCACAAUAGCAGGCCCUUCUCUCCAACCCCCCCUGAGGGCUCCUCCCCAAGCUCAAGCAUCUCCUCCAGAGCUCCGACAGCUGCUGCCAAUAGGACCCUCUCAACAACCAAGCUGCGGAUCAGUGCCAGUGCAGGAGUGAACCAGCGUAAUCCUGGUGUGGUCAUUGUGGUCUGCCUGCUCGUAUCCAUUCUGGUCCUGGGCUCCGUGGUGGUAGCUGUGAAAUGCUGCCAGAAGGACAUGAGAAGCUUUCAGAAGAUGGAUGAGGUGCCCAUGGAAACUGUUCGAGAAGAGGCACCUUUUGCUAGAUUCCCCCCUCAGUGACCACAGAGGGCAGUGGGAGGUGGAGAGGUGGGUUCUGAGGGGCUUUGGGAACAGCUCCUGCUCAUCUGUGUCAUCUCCUUCCUCCCAGAUGGAUACUGGUGUCUGUCACUGAAUAAAACAAAGAACGAAA
This is a messenger RNA of Monodelphis domestica (gray short-tailed opossum), 1189 nucleotides long. It is a transcript of the gene CIST1, whose product is annotated as colon, intestine and stomach enriched 1. Lineage: Eukaryota; Metazoa; Chordata; Mammalia; Didelphimorphia; Didelphidae. The record is from RefSeq and is a predicted model, not a curated record.